AGAGCGCCUCCCACAUGGAGCGCGUGAUGUUCGCAUUGAAUUCGUCAAAAGGAAGAUAACAUAAUUCUGGUCGGUCCAUCGGACCUUUCGGGUGCUCGCCACACGCCAUGGAUUUGUUUAUCAGCCAUCUCGUCCUACAUCGGCAUCUUGUGAGCUGGCUCAGCGGAAGUAGUCGCCUUCUUGGAAACGGACAUGAGGGUAUGACCUUUGACCUCGAGUUCAUCACCUGCGCCAAGCCUUAGUUUUUACCAGUGAUUGCGGUGGAUGCCACUCGGGCGUGUGGCCGCCACUCUCCGUUCAGCCUCUUCCUGCCACUCUUAUUCAGGUUUCUCUCGAUCGGGAAGAGGAGAGGAUUCAUCGGCAAACGUCAUUCUGAGGUGAAACAAGGAAGCCGAAUUGAAGAUAUCUUGAUCAGUUAUCAUAGUCAGUCAUUACCAAAUGAGUCGUAAUAACAUGCUCAAUUUCCAGCAGUAUGCCUCCCCACAGCUGAGCCGAUUCCCGGUCGAUGAUUUUGCCCGAGAGGAGUGGUGCUUCGAACAGGGGAGGACGUCGAAAAGAGAUCCACGGGGUUCCGCCCGUCGGACGACGACGGUGGACAGCAAACAAGAGAGAGAGCAGCGUGAGAUCGAGAAGAAUCUAGUGAAGGUGCGGAACGAGUGGAUGAAGGUGAAGGAAGAGAUGGGUUACGUGAAGCAGCGCGGAGAACUGCUGUGCGAGACACUAAUGGCGACUGAUAGAAAGGUGGGUGUGCUGCUCGUGGACCUCGAACGCGCUGAGGAGUAUGUGAGAGGCUUGAUGGCACAGAAUGAUCGACUUCUGGAAGGGAAUGCAGUGGCUAAUGCUUUAGAUUAUAGUGUCGGUAAAUAACUGAGAUUAGAUUAGAAUGUUUGACUGUAGUUCUUGUUCAUGUUCCUGCAAUGCUCUAAUCCGAUCAGAAAAUUAAAGGCCUUCAUUGGUUCCUGCACAGUGUCAUUCAUCGGAGGUGAAUUAGGCCCAAUUAAAGCCCUCUACAAUGUCUAAAAAGAGCUAUCCAACAUUACAGUGUCAUGCAACCUGUUCGUGUCCAAGUAGUGAUCGGUCUCGAGUUGUAGCACUACUAUUUCCUUUCCACUCUCAUCGCGCUAAUGUCCUCUUUGAACCAUCACUUUUCGACCAAGGUUCGUGGUGAAGUACAUGAAGGCCGGAAGUAGCAUCAUCAACACCACGUCGGUGAACGCCUACAAGGGUAACGCCAAGCUGCUGGACUACACGUCCACCAAGGGCGCUAUCGUGGCCUUCACCAGGGCGCUGGCGCUGCAACUGGUGGAGCGGGGCAUCCACGUCAACGGCGUGGCGCCGGGCCCGGUGUGGACGCCGCUGAUACCGGCCUCCUUCCCCCAAGAACAGGUGGCCAACUUUGGGAAGCAAGUGCCGAUGGGGAGAGCCGGGCAACCCAUCGAGAUCGCCCCUUCGUUCGUCUUCCUUGCAGCUACUCCAGACUCUUCCUACAUAACAGGGCAAGUCAUCCACCCCAAUGGCGGACCUGUAGUGAAUGGUUGAAGCAGCAAUAUCUGAUACCACAGAAUAAUCUGGUCCAUGUUUUAGCCCUCGUACGACUUAAUGUAAACGUUCAAGUUUGCGGCUGUCUUUUGGUCGUAUGUCAAGAACAUGGAUCGGUCAUAAUAGAUCUCGCGCAGGGCUUGCGGUGUUAACUGGGCCGUGGGUUGUGUCGGACCGGCGGUUCAUAACGCAUCUUCUAUUUUGUGUGGUGGCUAUAUAUAUAUAUAGAGAGAGAGAAAGAGAGAGAGAGAGAGAUGGCAAUAUCUGUUUGUAUUGUUGAACUAUUGAACACAUGGAUGCCCAAAGAACACGUCGCAUAUGGCUAUUUAUUUUGAGGGUCA
Molecule: messenger RNA, 1880 nt
Organism: Musa acuminata AAA Group (dessert banana)
Lineage: Eukaryota; Viridiplantae; Streptophyta; Magnoliopsida; Zingiberales; Musaceae
Product: NADPH-dependent aldehyde reductase 1, chloroplastic-like
Exons: 3
Coding region: 1174-1539 (121 amino acids)
Molecular function (GO): oxidoreductase activity
Source: RefSeq, a predicted model, not a curated record